AACCUAAAAUUCACCAAAGUCAAACAAAACUAAAGUCAAAAACAAAACAUUUUCUACCGACGCGUAAAUUGAAUAAAUAAAAAAUCAUUACCCUUCCUUUUGACUUCGCCGUAAUUGGGUAAUAAAUAAAGAAAUAGUUAAUCAUAGUUUUUGUAGUUUGUAAACGUAUAUAUAUUUGUAAAUAAUUAAAAUGGCUGGAGAGGUAGUGGUGGAUGCAUUACCAUAUAUUGACCAGGGUUAUGAUGAUCCAGGAGUCAGAGAAGCGGCUUUGGCUAUGGUGGAAGAAGAAUGCAGAAGGUACCGGCCCACAAAGAAUUACUUAGAAAAUGCAGGACCGGAACCAAGCACUGCCUUUGAAACAGCUGCUUUGCAACGGGAAAUGGAGAGAGUCCAGCAAAGACUGCCCAUGGAGCCUUUGUCUAUGAAGAGAUAUGAGCUGCCGCCGCCAUCUGCUGGUCGUCUCAGUGAACCGGCUGCGUGGGUGGAGGCUGUGGACAACUCGCAUGCUCAGCUCUCACAUCAAGCCACUCGGGUUCUGAACUUGGAGCUCCAACUGCAGUUCAGUACUGAAGCUUGGAGGUCUUAUCUAAACAUUCUACAAGCUCUGGUCACUUCGUCACAGAACAUACACUCACAAUUAAGGAAACAAAUAGCAGCAGUAAAUUGGGAGCGCAAGAGAUCUCAGACGGCCAGCGGCGCUCGGCUGCGGGCGCUGCGGCGUCGCUGGGCGCAGCUCGUGUCCGACAACUACCGGCUCGAGAGAGCUAUCAUGCAGCUUGAGAUACAAUUAGAAAAGGCCAAAGGUCAAGUUACUGCAGACGACGAAACACCCGACAUGGACAUUGAAGCAGUCAAGAAUCUGCCAGACAAACUCAACUCUGAAACAGAGAAGGAAGUACAAAAGAAAAUCGAAGACAUGUUUGCGGAUUAAUUAUAUUAGACACUUAUAUAUUAUAGUGUCUAAUUAAAUUAAUAUAAUUAAUAAGAUAAGAAUAUAAAUAAAUAUAUUUCAAAUAAGAA
Bicyclus anynana (squinting bush brown) is the source of this 1020-nucleotide messenger RNA. RefSeq names its product pre-mRNA-splicing factor SPF27 (gene BCAS2). Bases 191 to 931 code for a protein of 246 amino acids. Gene Ontology annotation, cellular component: precatalytic spliceosome; Prp19 complex; catalytic step 2 spliceosome. The transcript has 5 exons. The record is from RefSeq and is a predicted model, not a curated record. Lineage: Eukaryota; Metazoa; Arthropoda; Insecta; Lepidoptera; Nymphalidae. Gene Ontology annotation, biological process: mRNA processing.